UUAUUAAAUCUUAAAAUUGUAAAGCCAUCCGUGACAUUACAGCCCAUCAGAAGUGGCGGUUACCCAAAAAACUGUAGAGCGAAUCGGAAAAUAAAUAAAUUUUGGAAUUUCUUUUGCGGAAAUGACGGACAAACCCAACAUGAAGGAAAACCUCAUGCAGGUAUUAACAGAAGCGGGAAUUGAAUUUCCCAAAACAGCAACAAUUGCACAACUUCGAUCACUCUGCGAUAAUGUGAUGGGAGUUGCUAGUAAUACAACUGCGGGUAAACUUAAAAAUUCUAAUCUUGGUGCCCAUACAUCGGCUGCUAUUACCACUGCUGCCACUGCUGCCUCUGCUGCCACUGAUACCACUGCUGCCUCUGCUGCCACUGAUACCACUGCUGCCACCGAUGUUACUGCUGCCACUGCUGCCACCGAUAACAUUACUGCUAAUAUCCCUAAAAACAAUACUACUUCUGUUACUUGUACACCUAUACCUGAUUUCACGAAAGCGGAUGAGUUGGAGCAAGAAAUUUCAAGGCUAAAAAAACAGCGUGAAAUCUUAACGCUGCAGCGGGAGAUCCAGCAACUUCAAAACCAAUCGUAUCAGGGCAAUUCUUUUGACAUAUCUACAAUUGAGGUUAUGGUGCCAAGGUUUUCAGGCGACGAUAGUUACGAUGUACGCAAGUGGUUUGGUGAGCUCGAGGAUGUCUUCGGCAUAAUGCAGGUCGAUACACGAAUGCAGUUGCUUUGUGUUCGUCGGUUGUUGGAUGGAACCGCAAAAUUAUUCGCCAGAACUGCCAUAGCAUCAGAUUACCUCAGCUUAAAAACAGCGUUGAUUGAACAGUUUGCCAUUUCUUACUCCCUGUUGGACGUAUAUGAGGAGCUAAAAGCACGAAAAUUGAAAAGCAGUGAGAGCGUUCAACGAUAUUUGUUGGAGAUGCAGUUGAUCGCAAGUAAAGCGAACAUACCCGAGCGGGAUUUGCUUGAUGCAGUUAUUGCCGGUAUAAACGAUAAAUCAGGGGCGGCAACGAUGCUUUACCAAGCAAAUAACUUACGUGAGCUUAAAAUUCAGAUAGAUCGUUAUGAAAAGUUCCGUCCGAGAGUGGCCACAAGUGUCAAAACCGUCAAACCAAAUGCUAUGGGUACAACUUCUGCACAGUCCGAGGAACCACGCUGUUACAACUGUUCACAAUUCGGCCACUACCAAUCUCAGUGCCCGAAGCCUAAGCGAGCAAUGGGUUCUUGCUUUAAGUGUGGGGAGUUGGGACACCUUUACCAGACUUGCCCGAAACGAGGUUUGGUCGCAGCUGUCAACAAUCCGGAGCAGAGGUCAACAUGUGAUGAGGAGGAAGCCGAAUUAGUUAGAGCAGUUCGUGAACUUCAAACGUCCGAGAAGUUUUAUUAAGAGGUCCUGUGUCCCAAAUAUGAAGCAUAAAAAGUUAGAGCGGUCGAAAUAUAAAGGAGUAGUGUGUUUCACAGGAACUAUCGGUAUUGCCGGAUACUGCUCUUGAUGUACCAUUGCUGAUAGGACGGGAUCUCUUGAAGAAAUUUAAUAUAUUUUUGUGUAAAUUUGGAACUAAAAUUAAAUAUUCCAAAAGUGAAUUAAUAAAAAUUAAAAAUGCCUCUCAGUUGAAAUAUUCA
This is a messenger RNA of Rhagoletis pomonella (apple maggot), 1623 nucleotides long. RefSeq lists its product as uncharacterized. Gene Ontology annotation, cellular component: cytoplasm. Gene Ontology annotation, biological process: positive regulation of cytoplasmic translation. Bases 122 to 1387 code for a protein of 421 amino acids. Gene Ontology annotation, molecular function: zinc ion binding; translation regulator activity; single-stranded RNA binding. The transcript has 3 exons. Lineage: Eukaryota; Metazoa; Arthropoda; Insecta; Diptera; Tephritidae. The record is from RefSeq and is a predicted model, not a curated record.